Messenger RNA from Perkinsus marinus ATCC 50983, 394 nucleotides. RefSeq lists its product as hypothetical. NCBI's taxonomy places the organism in Eukaryota, Perkinsozoa, Perkinsida, Perkinsidae. The record is from RefSeq and is a predicted model, not a curated record. The transcript has a single exon. The annotation marks the transcript as partial.
AUGUCCUCCUUUAACUUUAUGCUGCCCAUUUUGGACGACCUCACAUUCUCUGAUGAGCCUGAGGGGAUAGUAGGAGCAGCAACUCCACCUGCGACAGAGUUACCAGAGAUAGUGCUGCCCACAUCAGCCGAAUUGUUCUUUGCUGUACCCCCUGUACCCCCUAAGACUCCUAAAACGACUAAGCGUCAAAAAGCACAGGCGCUGAGGAGGAAAAAGUUGGCAGCCUCUUUGAGGGAGAAGCGAGCCGAUGCAGCUGCUCGGCAACGAGAUCCCGACUACCGCCCAUUGAAAUUUAAGACGGACUACCAUCUAGGAUUUGAUUCGCCCGAGAAUGAUCGAAAUGAUCCCAUCACACCGAAGCUCUCGAGCAAGGCCAAUACGCCAGUUUCUGACC